Messenger RNA from Phalaenopsis equestris, 1771 nucleotides. RefSeq lists its product as uncharacterized. The transcript is spliced from 3 exons. NCBI's taxonomy places the organism in Eukaryota, Viridiplantae, Streptophyta, Magnoliopsida, Asparagales, Orchidaceae. The record is from RefSeq and is a predicted model, not a curated record. The coding region runs from base 197 to 1549 and encodes 450 amino acids.
AGCGCAUAACUCUUCCGUUGUCGUCAUUCUCUGUCUCUCUCGUACCGUCCUCUACCUCCCCCUUUCUUCUCCACUCUCCUGUUUUACCCUCCGUCCCCCUUUCACUCUGAGCUAGCAACUGAAAUUGGGUUUUUGUUAAUAAGCUUUGAUUCUGCUGACCAUCUGUGGUUCUUGCUUUGUUUAUUUCUGAAGAGGGAUGGAAAGGAAGCAGGGAUUCUUCUCUGCUUUGAAGCAAGAAGUGGUGAGAGGUCUCUCUCCGGUUAAGUCGAGAUCAAAACCGCGAUCUCGGUCUCAGAGCCCUGCGAGGAGCCUGUCUCCGGCUGUCGACCUUCUGCAUCCUCACCGGAGUAAGGCUCAACUGCGCAAAGACUCCCUUUCAAGCCUCCCAGACUCCUUUUUCGCGAGAUCCUGCAGCUUACGGCCAGUCGGCGAGACCCUCCCACCGGUAAUGGAGGGACCGGAUCCACACGCUGCUAGAUACUUCGCCUACGACUCUCGGAAAGAAGGUUGGAGCAGAUGGGUGCUCGGCCAACUUUCCCGCGCCCCUUCGAUUUCCUCCGACGCCGCAGAGGCCGACGAUGCCGGCAGUUCCGGCAUCCGUCUUCUACUCGGCGUCAUGGGAGCCCCACUGGCCCCCGCCUACGUCAGCUCCAUCCACGCCUUCCCGGAUCUCAGCAUUAAGGGCACUCCAAUAGAAAGUUCGUCGGCGCAAUACAUUCUUCAACAAUAUACCGCGGCUACGGGAGGGAUCAAGAUCCAGAGCUCCAUUCGAAAUUUCUAUGCGUCGGGGAAGCUAAAGAUGGCGGUCUCGGAUUACGAUACUAUGACGAAGUUGACGAGGAACCGCGGCGCUCCGGUCGAGACCGGCGGCUUCGUUCUCUGGCAAAUGGUUCCGCAUAUGUGGUACGUUGAGCUAGCCGUCGGGGGAAGCAAGGUUCGCGCUGGCUCCAAUGGCAAGCUCGUAUGGCGUCACACUCCCUGGCUCGGCGCUCACAACGCAAAAGGUCCCGUUCGUCCCCUUCGCCGAGCUCUCCAGGGACUUGAUCCCCUGACCACUGCGAGCAUGUUCGCAAAUGCGCUCUGCAUAGGAGAGAAGAAGGUCAAUGGUGAGGAUUGCUUCAUUCUUAAACUGAGCACUGAUUCCCAAACUCUGAAAGCUAGGAGCGAAGGCACAGGGGAAAUCAUUCGCCAUGUUCUUUUCGGCUAUUUCAGCCAAAAAACUGGUCUUUUGAUCUACAUGGAGGAUUCCCACCUAACUCGAAUCCAAUCCAACACUGGAACCGACUCCGUUUACUGGGAAACCACCAUCAAUUCCUUCAUAAACGACUACCGGGCGGUCGAAGGGGUGAUGAUCGCCCACUCCGGCCGGUCGGUGGUCAGCCUUUUCCGGUUCGGCGAGGCAGCGAUGAGCCACAGCAAGACAAGAAUGGAGGAGUCCUGGACCAUUGAAGAGGUAGCAUUCAAUGUGCCUGGCCUUUCAAUGGAUUGCUUUAUUCCACCUGCUGAUAUAGUAUUAUGUGGGUCUGUUACCAGUGACCCUAAGCGUUGAUGCAAAUCAUAGAUUUAGAAAGCGGGAAAAAUUGUAUGUUUGUACUUAUAAUCUAUAUUCUUUUUGUAAUUCUGAAUCCGCUAACUGGCAAGUUCAGUUUAGAUAGGAGCAUAGCGAUGCUAAGGAUUUCUGAAAUGCAGAUGUUGUGUAUGAAUGGUGAAAAUGUUAAGGAUGCUUUCUGUAACAGAUUUAGGUGUUUACUUUUUUGAAGUUUUAAUACUU